Messenger RNA from Eupeodes corollae, 2788 nucleotides. Its product is annotated as ras-related and estrogen-regulated growth inhibitor-like protein. The record is from RefSeq and is a predicted model, not a curated record. The transcript has 7 exons. NCBI's taxonomy places the organism in Eukaryota, Metazoa, Arthropoda, Insecta, Diptera, Syrphidae. Gene Ontology annotation, molecular function: GTP binding; GTPase activity. Bases 1598 to 2278 code for a protein of 226 amino acids.
UUUCGUUUGAAUUCCCACAGUACCAUAUUGAACAACCUGUGCUACGGUUGAGCGUUACGGAUUGCGGCUGUGCAACAGAACUCCUUGAAUUCGAUUAAAACCAUUGCCCUGGACGUACGCGACUUCAGUCUGCUUACGAUCGUACAACGAAGUACUUCAGCUCCAACACGGUCUUGCAAUUCAAUCGUAUCGUUUAUGGUCCUUAGAUUAAAACCUCUUUUGCUUGGAUGAUCAAUCCAACGGAACGGAAGCAUUGAAAUUUUAUCGUGUGGAAUUUAAAGUGAAAAAAAAAACAAAAUUAUUCACAUUCGAAUGUUAAACAAAAUUUUUUUAAAAAAAGUGACAAUUGUACAAUAAGUUAAGUUAUACUUUUUAGUUUUGUUAUUUUUCAAGUUCAAUAUAAGGAAAUCGAAAGCAGUUUCGGGCGCCUGCUACCAUAUAACGCAGUGAAUUGAAUGUUAAGUGCUUUGAACGACCUGUGCGCGCAACGGAAGCCGGACUUGAUGUUGAUGUAUGGUUUAGCGAUUCAGUAGUCGCCAUCGUCAACCUGUUAACAUAAAAGCAAGUACUUUUGGUGAGACGUCGUUGUUGCAACACGUACUUAAAGUCCAUAAGUGUAAAGUGGUUUUUCUGAGUGCGGGAACGCUCAUUUGGAUAACGCCGAACAAGGGCACCGACAGCUGCAAUAACAAUUUGACAAGAAAUCUGAAGAUACAUUCGACUGUUCCAAGUGACAACAUUGUGGACGGUUGUUGUGGCGUUGAAUUCCCCGACACUCUCAAUUGGUCGUAAAUUCAUUAACAACACCGUGGGUAAUCUCGCGGACGGAAUUAUGAAAACGGGUCAAUUACUUUCGAUUUCUUGGGUACAUAGCAAAUAACCACGGCAAGUGUUUUAACAAAACUAAAAGUUUUACCCAGAAGGAAGACGCCAGUGCUUUGACAGAUAGCCCACAGCAAGUGCAAAAACACACCUGCCGCUGCUACACAAGCGUGAGAAAAGAGUGUACUGACAGUAUCAACAAACAAAAAUAAAAACAGUGUCCGAUAGCGCAACCGUUGCAUAAUGUGACAGCUUUAACAAGUGAUAUACAGCUGUAAUUAAGUUAUUGAAAAUCGAUUUCAAUUAACAGCGUAUUUGUUUUGAUUUCGCCCGCAGAGAAGCGUCAAAAGAAAAUAACAAAAACAAAAAGAUACAAAGUGGAAAGGAAGGAAGUUUAUUUUUGUGUUCGUUCAUAAGUUGCGCCAUCUGUGUGUGUUAAACAUUGUUGUUAAAUCUUGAGAAUUUAUUGUCCAUAAAAAUAACGGUGUUGUUGCUUGUUCGGUUAAACAAGGUAAUAUUUCUUUGUUGCCAUAGCUCUCUGUGAUGUUUGUAUUUAAUUUGGCAGUUUAAACGGAGCCUUAAGAUUGCACAUCAUCGGCUUUAGUGAUUAUUGUGCUUAAUAGAGGACGUUUUAUUUUCGCGUGUAUAUGGCUGGCUUGUUUGACAUUUUGUAAACAUGGUUUCUCCGAGAUGUAACGAGUGGAAAUAAAUGAAAAGAAACUAAUUGAUUAUGAUUUGGAAAUGAUGUACAUUGGGAUAAUUAUUAAAAGCAAUAAUGACGCAUUUAAAUAGAAUUCGAGUAGUUGUACUUGGUGCAUCUAAAGUUGGAAAAUCAGCUGUCACUGUGAGAUAUUUGACAAAACGCUAUAUUGGUGAAUACAGUUCAACAGGUGAUUUUCUCUAUCGUCAUAACAUAACUUUUGACAGCGUAACCACUGAAGUGGAAAUUAUGGAUACAUCAAAAUGCGCGUUUUUGAUUUACUUACAGCAAGGGACCUGUCUAUACGAACACAUCCGUUGGGGGGAUGCGUUCGUAAUUGUGUAUUCUAUUUGCGAUAAGCCUAGUUUCUCCAAUGCUCAAGGUUGCUUAGAGCAGCUUGCCAAGCUCAAACUUCCAUCCUACUAUACCACUCUGCUGCUGGGAAAUAAACGAGAUUUAGAUCAUGCCAGAAAAAUUUCCGUGAACGAUGGACACGAGCUGUCAUUAAAGUAUUCUUGUCAGUUCUAUGAAGUGUCAGCGGCUGAGAGUUUUGCUGGGGUUUCGUUGGCGUUUCAGUCCAUGUUACGUGAGGCAAGGUCCAUUCAAUUAUUAAAGGCUUUACCUAUGCGACGAAAACUUGGAGUAAAUAGUGUAUCCAAAUAUUUUCGUCAUUCUGAUAAUGUCUUUCAGGUCUUAGGCAAUAUAUUUGGAAAAAACAGUAAAGACAAAAGAAAACGUCCGUCCCUUAGUAUAUAAUUAAAACAAUUAUUUCAAUUAAGAUAAGAAUAAGAACACUCUCCUAUACCUAGUACAUAUACAUACUUAGAUUAGAAAGCAACGUGAGAUCUUGAGUUGCAUUGGUACACACAACUUAGCAUUUUAAAGUUCCAUUUAUCCAUGAAGUUUUGAUUUAAAUGUUUUUAUUGUAAUUUGUAUUUCUGUCUAUGGAUAAGACGCUAAUGAAUAUUUUGGUUUUAAAAAGUCUUUCGUUUUCGAUGAGAAUUAAAAAGACACUAUCAAUGCCAUAUUUUUUAAGUUUCUUUUAAGUUAAAGACGUUUUGUAAAAUUAUUGUAAAUUGUAAUUUAUUUAUUGUUGCAAAAUUGUAUUUGUUCAGAAGUUAAAUUUAAAUUUAAGAAAUAUUUAAAAAAAAAAAAGUAUUUUUAUUUGACAGUAUUGAAUUAAACAUUCCUAUUAUGAACUUUUUAUUAUGUGUAAGUUUAAAUGUCUAUCUAUUUAGCUUUAUGUUCCUGUAAAUAAGAUAAUUU